CCACAAUGAAGCUCUACUCUGGAAAUCGAUUGAUGGUACUGUUGGCGGUGACAGUUUGUUGUCUGCUGCUCUUCAUCGCCCCAACGGGAGCUGAUCCACUACCGGGCAAAACUCAACGAACCCUGGGUUACAGGGGAAAUGACAAAAAAGCGACCCCACCGAUGCACUCGCUGGGAUCGGGUGCCAGGAUGGCAAUGACCGGAGGGGGCAUCCUCGGUGGCAUAUUUUCCGCUCUUUAAGUAAAAACACACACACACACAUACACUUGAAAACAAAAUGUACACUGGAAGCUUGAGAGCGAAAGUCGU
This is a messenger RNA of Anopheles merus, 308 nucleotides long. RefSeq lists its product as uncharacterized. The transcript has 2 exons. The coding region runs from base 6 to 239 and encodes 77 amino acids. The record is from RefSeq and is a predicted model, not a curated record. Lineage: Eukaryota; Metazoa; Arthropoda; Insecta; Diptera; Culicidae.